Molecule: messenger RNA, 1383 nt
Organism: Chlorocebus sabaeus (green monkey)
Lineage: Eukaryota; Metazoa; Chordata; Mammalia; Primates; Cercopithecidae
Gene: MZB1
Product: marginal zone B and B1 cell specific protein
Biological process (GO): regulation of B cell proliferation
Cellular component (GO): extracellular region; endoplasmic reticulum chaperone complex
Source: RefSeq, a predicted model, not a curated record
GACCAUGUGUGUCUUAGAAACACUGUAGCAUCCCUGUCUCCCUGAAUUUGCCUCCCAGGAGGCUGGCAGCCACACCUCAUUCCUUCUGGUGUUGAGUGGCCAGGGCGCCUUGGGUCAAUCAGGCUUGGGUUUCUCAGCAUGGCCCCUCUAGCUAUGUGGCCUUGGAUUUGUCACCUCUCUCUGAGCCUUUGUGUCGGAAAAGGUAGAAUAAACAUGACAGUCUUAUUUCUCAGAAAGGUCAAUGAAAAAAGAUGACGGCAGCCAACCAACUGUUCCCACAAGGUACUCAGCAGAGUGCCUAUCACUUAGCCAGAUCACAGGAUGUGGGAGGUAUGGGCCCCUAUGUGUUCUUGCCCAGGCCCAGCCCCUUUCCUUGCCUCAUUGCUCCCUAUCUGUGAAAUGGAGCUGAGAUGGCUGGAGCCAGGGUCCAGCUAGAGGACAUGCCCACGUGGCAUCUUCAGGGCCCUGGAGGAAGGAGUGGGAGGAGGAUGGGAGGGGUGAGGUGUCAGUUCCCCAUUGGUCUAGGCCAGGUGUUCUGCGGCAGUCCCCACACCACACAAGCACAUGCACAUCUGCACCUCAGCCACAUCCUACGCUUGCUGAACUGGCUCCUGGGGCCAUGAGGCUGUCACUGCCACUGCUGCUGCUGCUGGGAGCCUGGGCCAUCCCAGGGGGCCUAGGGGACAGGGCCCCACUCACAGCCACAGCCCCACAACUGGACGAUGAGGAGAUGUACUCAGCCCACAUGCCCGCUCACCUGCGUUGUGAUGCCUGCAGAGCUGUGGCUUACCAGAUGUGGCAAAAUCUGGCAAAAGCAGAGACCAAACUUCGUACCCCAAACUCUGGGGGGCGGCGGGAGCUGAGCGAGUCGGUCUACACGGAUGUCCUGGACCAGAGCUGCUCCCGGAACUGGCAGGACUAUGGAGUUCGAGAAGUGGACCAAGUGAAACGUCUCACAGGCCCAGGACUUAGUGAGGGGCCAGAGCCAAGCAUCAGCGUGAUGGUCACAGGAGGCCCCUGGCCUACCAGGCUCUCCAGGACAUGUUUGCACUACCUGGGGGAGUUUGGAGAAGACCAGAUCUAUGAAGCCCACCAACAAGGCCAAGGGGCUCUGGAGUCAUUGCUGUGUGGGGGACCACAGGGGGCCUGCUCAGAGAAGGUGUCAGCCACAAGAGAAGAGCUCUAGUCCUGGACUCUACCCUCCUCUGAAAGAAGCUGGGGCUUGCUCUGAGGGUCUCCACUCCUAUCUGCAGGCAGCCAGGAGGGCAGGAAGACCUUGCUCUGUGCUGCCAUCCUGCCUCCUUCCUCCAGCCUCAGGGCCCUGGGGCCUGGGUGGGAGCCAAGGCCUUCUCCUCUGGACUCAAAUAAAACCCAGUGACCUCA